This is a messenger RNA of Nymphaea colorata (pocket water lily), 1503 nucleotides long. Its product is annotated as myb-related protein 306-like. The transcript has 3 exons. The coding region runs from base 164 to 1264 and encodes 366 amino acids. The record is from RefSeq and is a predicted model, not a curated record. Lineage: Eukaryota; Viridiplantae; Streptophyta; Magnoliopsida; Nymphaeales; Nymphaeaceae.
GAGAUGAGUCAGCGUGAUAUAUGAUUGGUGAUGGUAAGAGAUUGUAUAAAUAGGCAACAGGGUUCGAUCGUUUGGACUACUGUCUGCUUGUUAACAGAAAAGGGUUGCCGAUUAUUGUUGGUUCUUGGUUGAAUUCCUAAGGAUCUUAGAGCCAAAGUGCAAGAUGGUAAGGCCUCCUUGCUGCGACAAGGUUGGUGUGAAGAAAGGGCCAUGGACCCCUGAAGAAGAUAUCAUCCUGGUCUCCUACAUCCAAGAACAUGGCCCUGGAAAUUGGAGGGCUGUUCCUACCAAUACAGGUCUGCUUAGAUGCAGUAAGAGUUGCAGAUUAAGAUGGACCAAUUACCUCAGGCCGGGAAUCAAGCGUGGAAAUUUUACUGAACAUGAGGAGAAGAUGAUCAUCCAUCUCCAAGCUCUACUAGGCAACAGAUGGGCAGCCAUUGCUUCCUACCUCCCUCAAAGAACAGACAAUGAUAUCAAGAAUUAUUGGAAUACCCACUUGAAGAAGAAGCUCAAGAAGCUUCAGGCAGGCCUAGAUGGAUCUAUUAGCGGUGGUGGUGGCGACCACCAAUCAAUCUCAAAGGGUCAAUGGGAAAGGAGGCUUCAGACUGACAUCCACCUAGCUAGACAGGCACUCUAUGAAGCCUUGUCCUUGGAGAAGACCGAUUCUCCUACUGAGAUGAAACCGUCCGACCCAAUGUGCCAAAACUCUCUUCCGAGAUCAAAUCAGUCUGCUUCCACUUCAUCAUCUUAUGCUUCUAGUGCUGAGAACAUAGCUAAGCUUCUUGAGAAUUGGAUGAGAACUUCACCACCAAAGUCUGGGGGAAGUUCCUCAGAUAUGAGGCAGCAUUCCCCCAUCACCGAAGCCACCUCCAGUGAAGGAACCCAGAGCAGGGCGUCCCAGUCCCUCACACCUACCAGUCCUACGACAACUACACUUAAGACAGAGUUGGGUGGUGGAGAUUUUGCCUCGUCGAAUCCCCUUGAUUGCUUCCUUGGCUCCGAGCAUGGCGGCAACGGCGUGACAUGGAAAGCAUCCUCAUCUGUUUCCACCGAAGUUUCUCAACCACAGUCACCUGAUGAGCAGACUGCAAACUGCUGCAACUUGUCUGGUAGAAGAAACGUGGAAACGUUUCAGGCAGAAAGCAAAGUGAAAGUAGAGGGUGAUGCUCCACUCUCUUUGCUUGAAAAAUGGCUCCUUGAUGAAGUUAUUUCUUCCCAAGGCCAUGACGAAAUUCUCAUGGACAUGUCAUUAGAUGUAUUUUAGACAUGGGUAUUGGGUUCAGGGGGGGCUACUUGUCUUGGUUUGCUUCUUUUCCUUCCUUUUCUUUUUCGAUCCCCUCUUGGUUUAGCGUGUGAAGAGUUGAACUGUAUAAGGUUAAACUGAUCUAAAGUUCUUCAGUAGGUAUUCAGGUAGAAUAUACCUUUUUCAUAGAGGAGAUGAAAAAGAAGUGUAACAUACAAGUCUCUCUUUUAUAAAUAUAUAUAAAUGUUAGAAGAAAACAA